CCUCUCCAGCCAAGACAACUCAGAAUCUUUCAAAAUGAACUUUCAAGCUAAAUACGUUGACAAUUUCAGUACAAAUUGGACUUUAUAUAAUGAGAAGUACAGAAAAGGGAUACUGACACGGUGUAAUUAUGGAAAGGAUCGGGAUAUCGACGAAUUUGACCCAAAGUCUUAUUAUGGAUUCAGCUCUUCGGAUUUUGACUCUAGUGAAGACGGAUGUGGGUAUGAGGAAGGCAAGCGAGGGCCACAUGCGAUUGGAUCAAAGUCUUUAAAAAUGAAAGUCAGAGAGCUUUUAAGGGAUAAUUAUGAUGAAAGCGAUAGUGAUGAGCACAAGAGGUGGGAGAAACAGAAGAGGUAUAAUAAGAAGAGACAUAAAUAAAUAUAAAAAGAUGUGUCAAGAGUUUCCUUCCCAGUUCCAUAAGAUGGAUAUUUGAGUGAUAAUCACCAUUUGUUCAUACCUUGGGGAACCUCAAAAUAUUUUACACUUCUUGAGCUCUGAGAAAUGAUUAAGCAAAUUUAGAAACAACUAUCAUAUUUGGAAGCAGUGAUUUGAAGCAUGGUACUGCUAUAAAGCACAGGAUAGGACAAAUUCUAGGCUUAAUCUUUGCAAAUUUGAAAGCUCUUUUAGAGAAAAUCCUCUCUCAGAAGGAGCCUUUACCUUUAAAGGACUCAUUUGGAAUCACUUUGAACUAAUGAAGUCAUUUUGAUGGAAGGAAAUCCCGAUACAACCUCAAGCUUCAAGAAUAGGCAAUGAUUAUUCACAUGAUAGAAUCUCUGGGGUUCAUUGUUACAAUAAAAUAUUGUUGGAUUACUCCCAGCAAAAGCUCCAAGUGAAAUUAAUAUUUGUUCCAGAAGAUUCUUAUUUCUUGCUAGUGCUAUCUGAAAAUAAGCUUCAAGUGUAUAAAAUGAACACAGGAAAAGAGAAAGAGUUAGAGUUAUGUUAUUCCACUGAAUCAUUAAACUUUUUGCAAUGCCGUUUAAGCCACACCAGCCCAGAAUACCUGAUAAUUAUGAAGGAUCAGCAUAUUGAAAGAAUCAACUUGUUAGAAAUCAGCAGUAUGUCUGACCACGAAGGGUCUCAACAUAUUUGCUCUGUUAGCGAGUUAGAAGGAGAAGAGAGUCUUAAGAAUUUUGUGAUAUGUAACCAAACUGAGUUAAUGCUACAAACUUCAGAAAAUUUGAAGAUUUUUGAUAUAAAUUCUGAAAAGAUAGUGUUUAGUGCCAAAAUGUCAUAUCCAGAGAAGAAGUCAUCAUUAGGGAAGAUCAAGGCUAUCGAUCAUGAAAGUAUCCUAAUACUUAAUCCCGAAAAUGAAGUCUGCAUGGUAGAUACCAGAGAAGGCAGGAUCAGAUCAAUCACCGACGAUAAGAUUUCAUCUUUUGACAUCAAUGGAAAUGAUAUCUAUUGAUUAUCACAAAGAAAGAUAUGCUUCUAUAACUUAGACUUGAGGAUGGCCGAUUCAGAAAUUGAGAUAAAUGGAGAACUAAAUCUAAAAUUCUACGAUAGAGAUCCCUAUGAAUAUAUAAAGGCAGAUAGGCACAGAAUUGGGCUGAUGAGUCAAAAUUCUCUGAUAUUUUCAAACCAUGGGGAAAUUAACCAAACAAUGGGGAAAGAAGUUGUUAAUUACUCACGAAGACCAACUAAUUCAUUAGAUUUUGACCUGAAGUGCAAGAAAUAUCCCUCAGACCCCUUACAGCUUUGUGAUUUUGAUUAUUUCGACAGGUUUUACUGAACAGCAACUAGGAAUGUGAUCCAGACCCCUGAGACACCAAAUUAUGUUGAGCUUUUUGAAGUUAAGCCGGUUAAUUCUUAUCUUAUAUAA
Molecule: messenger RNA, 1817 nt
Organism: Moneuplotes crassus
Lineage: Eukaryota; Ciliophora; Spirotrichea; Euplotida; Euplotidae
Source: the annotation of a GenBank genome assembly